This is a messenger RNA of Apis cerana (Asiatic honeybee), 4946 nucleotides long. It is a transcript of the gene phr6-4, whose product is annotated as (6-4)-photolyase. Gene Ontology annotation, cellular component: nucleus; cytoplasm. The record is from RefSeq and is a predicted model, not a curated record. Gene Ontology annotation, biological process: circadian regulation of gene expression; negative regulation of DNA-templated transcription; entrainment of circadian clock by photoperiod. Gene Ontology annotation, molecular function: DNA binding; FAD binding. Lineage: Eukaryota; Metazoa; Arthropoda; Insecta; Hymenoptera; Apidae.
GUAAAAUAAUCUAUCAACAUUGGUUGUUACGUCGGCAAACCGCGAACCUUCCAAAUGGAUGUUCCUAUAAAUUAUAAAAAAAAGAUAUGAAGGAAUUAAUAACAUUGACGGAAAUUAUUUUUGAUGAAUAACAUAUGGAAAUAAAAAUGGAUAUAAGAAAUAGAUGAAAAAUAUAUAAAGAGAAUUGAAAAACAAUUUUGUAAACGCAUAUGUUAUCAAGUGCUUCAACGCUAGUUAUAUGGCGUCAUAAUUUGUUGUUACACAACAAUAGGGUAAUAUGCGCCAAACUUUACACCUCAUUAAAUUUAUUUCAUAUUCCGUCAAUAAUGAUAGUCUUUCACUUUUAUAUACAUAAUUAAAUAUCGUAUAUACUCUAGUAGUAUACGAUUUUGAAAAAAAUUGAAUUGAGAUUGUUCUGAAUAUGAUUCAUCGGGCAAUCAUACUAAAAAUACGCAUUGAUAGAAUUUCAAAAUAAGAGAUGUAUGGGAUAAACUAAAUAAAAUAUAAGAUUUAUGAAUGUAGAAAGAAAAUAUUUACAUAUAGGUUACAUACAAAUAAUAUUGUCAAAUAAUAUGUAUCAAUAAAUAAGAUAUAGUAUGUAUAGCCUCGAUCCAAAAAUAAAUGCAUAGAAUAAUUAAACAGAAAAAUUAACAAAAGAAUGAAUAGCAGAAUAAUAUAAUGGCGGUGAGCGAUAUGAAUUUUUAAAAAGUCAUUUUUAUAUGCAUCGCAUGCGGAUACAAAUAAUGUAUCGAAAGUAACGGAAAAGAAGCAAUUAUCGAGUACUAUUCUUCCUGAUACCUUUUAUGUAUCAAUACGAAUAAACAAAUGUAAUUAUUCUAAAUAGCAUUUCUCCUUAUACUUACACUUGUGAAUAAUUUUUUAAAUACCUUAAUUAAAAUGUUAUAUUUAUGUAUAAUUUGAACAUUAUUAAUUUUGUAAUAUUAAAUUUAAAUUAAAUGAGAUGGAAUCAAAAUUUAAAUUUACAGCUAAAUAAAUAGAAGAAUAUUUGUUCGUGGAAUUGAUAUGAUCGAUAUAUCAUUAUUGAAUCAGCUGUGUUGCGUUACAUCAUCGAUCUAUAAUAAUAUGUAUUGAAAAAAAUGGUAAUGCGUAUGCGCGUAAUAAUUCGGUCAAGGUUAUUUUACAGGUAAAUAUCCUAAGAGAUUUAUAUAAUAAAUUUUCGAAUAUUUUUCGUAAAAUAAAAAUGAUUCAUGAUAAAUAUAUACAUAUAUAUAUAUAGAUCAAAGUAAGAAUCUUCAAUCUUAUUUAAUUUUUGUUUCUUAUUUAAAACCAAUCAAAUUAUUUUCAUAUUUUAAAUCAGAAAAUAACAGUUAAUAGCAAAUAAUAAUGAUUAUAAAUUUUUUUGAUAGUUCAUUGCAUCAAUCAUAAAUAUGAUAAUAAUAAAAUUGUGCAUUCUCUGAGAAAUAUUUCAGUAAGUACAAUUGAUUAAGUAAUAUUAUAAAACAUGAUGUAUUUAAUCAAAGUGUGAUAGAAUGAAUCAGAGGUAGAAUGCGAAUGUAAAGGUAAAAAAGAAAAGAAAUGGUAAGAUAAAAGGAAAUAGAUAAUGAUAUAUCUAUAGAAGAAGCGUAUAAAACCACGACGGGUGCAACGUGACCGAGAAACCACGUGAUUGAAUUAGCCAAUUGCAAGGUACGCGGGUACGUUGUCACGUUGCAUUCGGCGUGGCUCACAUUCCCCUUGCUCUUACAGCCUAUCUCUCCUGCUCUAUGUCUGCUGAACAAGUUGUAUGCUGGCAUAUGCGAGCAAUACUGCUGUUUCUUGUAUUUCGCGUCAGUAUCCGUUCGUUACGAAUUCGCUAGUGCAUUAUUAUACUAUUUGAUCUCUGUAAUCUUUACACGAUCAUUUAAUUAUUGGAAAAUAUAAAACAUUGAACUGGUGUAAGAGUGUAUAUUGCUACUUCAAGUUGCGAUUAGAUCAGUGCAUCGAAUAAAGAACAACGAUAUUUGGAUAUAUUGCAAUAUCUAUAUAUGCUCACAAUUUAAAUCGAAUUGGAGACCUAUCGUUGGAGACGUGCACCCUGACAUUUCAUACAUCAAACAAAUGAUAUCGAUAAUUGAUUGACUAUUGAAAUCAAUUUUAAAAGAGAUAGAGAAAAAUUGAUAAAGAAGCUGUUCACGAAAUUUUACGUUCCGAGAAACAGUAUAUUUCGACACUGAGCUUCUCUUCGUUCUCCGCCUCUUUAUCUUGCUCUGUUUAGAGAAUUUAUAUUUGAUGUGGAAAAUUAUUGACAUUUAAAGAAGAAUAAAAGAUUUUAGAAAUGUAAUUGAAAAGAGAGAAAAACGAGAAAAAAAUAGGAAAAAACUAAGAAAAUGCUGAAAUUAUCGGAAUCAUUAAAAUCAAAAAGAUAUAUAAUUAUGUGCAAUAUGUAUCAAGGACAGAUGAUCUUUGAGAGAUACGAAUUUUUUUUUUUUAUAAACAAGGAAAAAUUUUAGUGGAGUGAAUAAUAAUAAUCGAUCAUCCGGACCCUUAAUUUUUAAUGACUUAAACAAUGAUAUUUUGCACGGCAUGAUCGAUUUGAUGAUUAAGGGAAUUCAAGAAGAAACGUAUCCUUCGAAUUAUAUUUCUCUUAGGAAAGAAAGAACGGAAGAAAAGCGGAAAGAAAGAAAAAAAAAAGAAGAAAAGUGACAAAGAAAUAAAAAAGAUGCGUUUAUAUAUAUAUAUAUAAAUGUGUGUGUGCGCGUGAAAUAGUGAUAAAAUUGCACAGAGAAAAAGGAAAACAUUUUUAUCGUUUAAAAACUCAUUGCUAGUUGAAUAUGUUACAUUGAAAAAAAAAGUGGAAAGAAUCAGAAGAAAAGGAAAACGAUAUUCAAGGAAUAUAAGACAAAAAGAAGAAAAUGACGGGUAGUCGAAGUAGCGAAAUAAAUCCGAAAGAGGGAUUGUAUGAUGAAGGUGGAAAACACACGGUUCAUUGGUUUCGCAAAGGUCUCAGACUUCACGAUAAUCCUUCGUUGAGGGAAGGUCUUGCUGGAGCUUCCACCUUUCGUUGCGUAUUUGUUUUGGAUCCAUGGUUCGCUGGAAGUACUAAUAUCGGUAUCAAUAAAUGGAGAUUUUUGCUACAGUGCUUGGAAGAUCUUGAUUGUUCAUUGAGAAAACUAAACUCUAGACUAUUUGUGAUACGAGGACAACCGGCAGAUGCUCUGCCCAAAUUGUUUAAAGAAUGGGGUACUACAAAUCUGACAUUUGAAGAGGAUCCAGAGCCAUUCGGACGUGUCCGAGAUCAUAAUAUCUCAGCACUUUGUAAAGAGCUUGGUAUUUCGGUAGUUCAAAAGGUCUCGCAUACUCUUUACAAAUUGGACGAAAUUAUUGAGAGGAAUGGUGACAAACCUCCAUUAACUUAUCAUCAAUUUCAAACCGUCGUUGCCAGCAUGGAUCCUCCGGAACCACCAGUACCAACAGUUACUUCUGCUUGUGUAGGUUCGGCAUAUACUCCUUUGAAAGAAGAUCAUGACGAUCAUUAUGGUGUACCGACGCUCGAAGAACUUGGCUUCGACACAGAAGGUCUCCUUCCACCUGUGUGGGUCGGAGGUGAAAGUGAAGCUCUGGCACGAUUGGAACGGCAUCUAGAGAGGAAAGCAUGGGUGGCCAGUUUCGGAAGGCCAAAAAUGACUCCGCAAUCAUUGUUGCCUAGUCAAACCGGUCUUUCACCUUAUUUACGAUUCGGAUGUUUGAGCACUCGAUUAUUUUAUUACCAACUCACUGAUCUCUAUAAGAAAAUAAAGAAAGCUGUACCGCCACUUUCAUUGCAUGGACAACUUUUAUGGCGUGAAUUUUUUUACUGCGCCGCAACAAAAAAUCCAAAUUUUGAUCGUAUGCAAGGUAAUCCAAUUUGCGUGCAAAUUCCUUGGGAUAAAAACGUUGAGGCACUCGCUAAAUGGGCAAACGGUCAAACGGGAUUUCCCUGGAUCGAUGCAAUAAUGACUCAAUUAAGAGAAGAAGGUUGGAUACAUCAUUUGGCUAGACAUGCAGUUGCUUGUUUCUUAACCAGAGGUGACCUUUGGAUCUCUUGGGAAGAAGGAAUGAAGGUAUUUGAUGAGCUGUUGCUAGAUGCUGAUUGGUCGGUAAACGCAGGAAUGUGGAUGUGGUUGUCGUGCAGCUCUUUCUUUCAACAAUUUUUUCACUGCUAUUGUCCAGUAAGAUUUGGUAGGAAAGCCGAUCCGAAUGGUGAUUACAUUAGACGAUAUUUGCCAGUUUUGAAAAAUUUUCCCACGAGAUAUAUUCACGAACCAUGGAAUGCACCACUUAACGUACAACGUGCAGCUAAAUGUAUCAUUGGCAAAGAUUAUUCAUUACCGAUGGUAAAUCAUAGCAAAAGUUCUAGAAUUAAUAUUGAAAGAAUGAAACAAGUUUAUCAACAAUUAAAUAAAUAUCGUGGAAAUGGAGUCUCUCUUAAAGGAGAAACUGUUGCCAGCAUACGUAACAAGCAGCUUUUCGGCAAGGUUUACUAAAUGCACUCCCACCUCCAUCAAUGAAAGAAACUGAGGAAGAAAAAAAGAAAACAAAGCAAUCUCUGUCACCAUCAGAAAAUCAAUCAAAAAUGGAAAUUCUUCCUAAAACGACGCAACGACAGCACCAUCAUUAAAUAUCGAUGACACGGAAAUAACAAUUUAUUGAUUCAGAAAAAUGAAAGUUCAAUUAUUUCUUAUUUAAUUCAUACUUAUUUAUUUAUCUUCAUCGACAUUCAAAUUUUGAUCAUUAUGCUUCACUACAAUCAUUUUAAUUUUAUUAAAUUAUUUGAAGAGCAAUUUUCAACGAGAUCGUAGCUGUCAUCAAUUUAUUCAAAUAAUUACUUAUAUUUAAAAAUAAUAGUAAAAAUAUUGAAAAUAUUAAAAAUAAAAUGAUCACUUUGAGGGAUAAUGAUGCGAAUUUUAUAAUUUUGUUGUAUAUAAUACAUCUGUGUAUAUAUCAUAAAUAGAAAAUUUUCAUGCAAA